Haliotis rufescens (red abalone) is the source of this 3111-nucleotide messenger RNA. RefSeq names its product X-linked retinitis pigmentosa GTPase regulator-like. Bases 42 to 2327 code for a protein of 761 amino acids. The transcript is spliced from 19 exons. The record is from RefSeq and is a predicted model, not a curated record. NCBI's taxonomy places the organism in Eukaryota, Metazoa, Mollusca, Gastropoda, Lepetellida, Haliotidae.
GCUCCAUCCGGGCUUUUCUGGAAGUUGUUUAGGUUACGAACAUGGCGUCGAUUGACGACUCGGAUAUCCCUGAAACUGGGGCAGUUUUCACAUUCGGGAAGAGCUACUUUGCAGAUAAUUUACCCAACAAGUUUUGGGUUAAAAAUGACAAAGUUUUACAGAUUGAAUGUGGAGAUGAACAUACUGCCCUUAUUACAAGUAGUGGUCGUAUCUUUAUGUUCGGCACCAACAACUGGGGCCAGCUCGGCCUGCCUGAUGUUAAGACUGCCAACAAACCUAGCUGUAUUAAAUCAUUAAAAACCGAAAAGUUGAAACUAGUGGCUUGUGGAAGGAAUCAUUCAAUAAUUGCAACAGAGUCUGGUAAACUCUUUACCUUUGGUGCUAAUGGAGAGGGACAGCUGGGAAUAGAGGAUAUAAAUGAUGCUAAUAUACCCCGCCAUAUAGACUCGCUAGAUGCCGUGCCGUACAGUAUGCUGGGGGCAGGUGUGGAACACUCCGUGGCACUCACAGAGGACGGCCGGGUGUUUGUGUGGGGUGGUGGGGGCGAGGGCCAGCUGGGCCUGGGGCAUGACACAGAGGUCCCCACCCCGAGGGAGCUUCCGUUUGAGGAGAAUGUUGUGUGUAUAGCAUGCGGCUACUACCACACAGCCCUUGUCACAGAGAACGGUUACUUGUACACAUUCGGUGAGACGGAGAAUGGUAAGCUUGGCCUGGGGGACAGCCCUGCUGAAUACGCCACCCCCCAACACGUGUCUUCCAUCACAGAGAAAGUCAAGUGGGUGGCCUGUGGGGGGUCACACACAGCUGUACUCACAGAGAGAGGGUCAGUGUAUACCUUUGGGGAGGGAGCUAACGGUCAGCUGGGACACGGCACCAUGGUUCUACAGACAGCCAUUCCACACCUGUUGAAACUGGACUUCAAGGCCGCACAUAUAGCUUGUGGGGAAAACAUCACAGCUGUUGUCUCAGAGGGUGGUCAGAUAUAUACAUGCGGCGAUGGUCGACACGGAAAAUUGGGUCUUGGACAGGAGAGCUUCUCUAAUCAGUUCAAACCCAGUAGGAUAGAUAGAUUUACAAAGUUCAAAGUCCAAAUGGUGUCUUGUGGAGGCUGUCACAUGAUCGUGACGGCACGGAAACGGAUCGAGAAUAAAGACGUUGACAUCGAAGAGGAAAUUGAGGAAGCCUCCCGGACAUUGAACCAGACAUUAAAUGGGCUGGACCUCAACAACAGCGCGUCGGCCCGGGAUCGGCGGCGGCAGACCAUGCCGAGUCCCAUGAUGUCACUCAACCGGACGCUGCCAUCACUAGGCAACAACCGCACGCUGCCAGUGCUCAAUGGCCAUGCCACACUGCCCAACUUGAAAAACCAGGAGAAUCUGCUGCAGAAGAGCAUGUUGCCUGGCAUCAAGAUAGAUGACAAGAAGGAGACAGAAUCAGAAGAGGAAAGUGAGGAAGACGAGGAGGAAGUUGGGAAAGAGAAGAAGAGAAUCACCCCCCAGCCACUACCCCGAGGAUCUCCCAGGACGAAGGCCCCCCAACCCAAGGACUCGGAGGACGAGGGGGUGGCAGGGUCGGAGGACGAGCAGGAGCAGGGGAUGGAGGAGGCGCUCCGGAGGAAGGAGAAGGAGGAGGAGGAGGAUCGUUGGAGCGAGGAGGAAGAGGAAAAGGUGGAGGAGAUUCAGAAUGGUGUGGAGGAAGAGGGGGAUGAUGAGCUGAGCGAUGAGAAGGAGAAUGAGGACCCCCAACCUCGCUCCCUGCCCGGCCCCACACCGACCCCCAGGAAGAAGGUCGAGGAGGAAGACGAAGAGGAAGAGGAAGAAGAAGACGAAGAAGAAGAGGAAGAGAAGAAAGGAAAGAAGGGCAAGAAAGACAAGAAAGACAAGAAGAAAGAAAAAGACAAGAAGAAAAAGAAGGGGGUGGGUCUGUUUGGGAAGAAGAAAACAGCUGAUGAAGAAGAUGACGAGGAGGAAGAAAAAGACGAGGAGGCGGAGGAGGAGGAUGUGAAGGGAAAGAAGAAGAAAGAUAAAAAAGAAAAGGAAAAGAAAGAUAAGAAGAAGGACAAGAAGAAGGGGAAGAAAGGCAAAGAGGACGAGGAUGAGGAAGCGGAGGAAGAGGAGAAGACAGACAAGAAAGACAAGAAGAAAGACAAGAAAGAUAAGAAGAAGGACAAAGACAAGAAAAAGAAAGGAAAGCAGGAAGAAGACGAGGAAGAAGAUGGCGAGGAGGACAAAGCAGAGGAUGGAGAGAAGGAGAAAAAAAAGCAGGAGGAGAAGAAGGAGGAAGCACCCCCACCCAAGAAGAAGUCCCGAUUCUGCACAAUAUUGUGAUCAAACUGAUGACUGAAUGUAGACAUUUAGCCUGAAAGUGUCCCAAGGGGAGACAAUUCAACGACUGCCAUAACCUCUAGAAGCUGGGUGCCAAGUGGAUAAAUAAAUGGAUGCUCAUAGUGUUUUGUAUAUAUGUCAAUAAGCUGACAUCACAAGGAGCAUAAGCCUCUUGGCUGAAGCAGCUAACGUGAUAUUCUGUCUCACUGAGGAAUUCCGCAUGUGACCAGUGCACCGCGACCCGCCCUUAGCUGGCUUUUAGAAGAGGAUUCUUUUUUUAUUCAUGAAUCAAGUUUUCAGUCCCGGAACUUGAAAGUCUUCACGUCAGGGGUAGUACAAACUAAAUUUUAUAAGAAUGCAAAAAGUGUGAAGGUAGUAGGGCAGGGACGGGUAGCUUGGGUACUCGGGUACUCAGGUCGGGUGGGUCCUGAGUAGGACCCGGGUACCGACAGGACUACCCGGACCCGUGGUUAGUCACGUGACAUAUUGUUUGAUGACAAAAACUCACUAUAGCUCAGUGGUUACACCACAAGUGGCUAAUAUUCGCAUUUCUUUCUGAUGAUGCACACAUUCCUUUUGACUCGUAUAUGUCUGAGUGAAGAUAAAGCUUAAGUCAACUUCAGUGCACUGAUCGUUAUAUCUAAAUAGCUUUGGCCAGGGCUGCGAUAAAACAAUUCCCAAUCAGACAUUUUGUUCCCAACUCCUGAGACCUGCAGUGGGUACCCGGGUAGGGCCGGGUAAUAGGGGAUCAGGUACCCGGGUAGGGCCGGGUAAUAGGGGAUCAGGU